Molecule: messenger RNA, 5278 nt
Organism: Biomphalaria glabrata
Lineage: Eukaryota; Metazoa; Mollusca; Gastropoda; Planorbidae
Product: zinc finger C2HC domain-containing protein 1A-like
Exons: 8
Coding region: 199-825 (208 amino acids)
Source: RefSeq, a predicted model, not a curated record
UGGUAUAGGCAUUGCGGUUAUAAAUAAUUAUAGUUGCUAGUUUAUCAGAAGCUAGUCUAAGAAUAGAAGACUCGUAUAAAAUACAUGUAUAGUUAUUUACCGAUAUAUAAAUCUAUAGUUGUCCUAUUGCUUGCUAAUGUGUGGAUGUGUUUCUCAAAAAGUUAAUGCUGUUUAUCCUGUCGUGCCUUAGAGGUAGGAAUGGAGUCAGCUCAAUAUAGUGAUGCAAGAGUACCAUGUAAAAUAUGUGGACGAAGCUUUGCCCCUGAAGUCUUGGCUAAACAUAACAAUGUUUGCAAAAAGACUGCUGCUUCUGCAGCCAAACGCAAACCAUUUGAUUCUUCAAAGCAGAGAGUUAUUGAUGGCGAGCUUUCAUUGAAGCAAAUAAAACAAGCUCAGAAAAAGGAACUUAAACCUCCCAAGUCUCACUGGAGAGAAAAACAUCAAGACUUCAUCAACGCUGUUAGAAAUGCUCGUGGUGUGCAGGCAGCUAUUGACUCUGGAGGACCACUGCCACCACCACCCCCACCUUCUAUAAACCCUGACUACAUUCAGUGCCCAUAUUGCUCUAGAAGAUUCAGCCCACAGGCAGCAGAUCGUCACAUCAAUUUCUGCAAGGACCAGCAAGCACGUCUCCCUAGGAGCAAACCAAGUCCUGCAGCCACAGCCAAGCAGAACACUAGACUAAAUUAUCAGCCACCCAAACCUAAAGCUAAAACAAGUCCUCCUGCUGCUGUCCCACCGUCCAGUGUUCCUGCUGCCAGAGGAGGAGCCAAAGCUCCAGCUCCUAGAGGUCGUGCUGCCCCUGCACCAGGCAGACGAUUUUAAGAUCAAGAUUUACAGGAAAAGGAUAGGCCUAUAUUUAGUUGUAGAAUUGUUGAUUUGUUUCAUUUCAUUUUUCAUGUCACAAUGCAAUGCUGUGAUACAGGCAAUCAUAUUUUGUAAUAAUUUAUUCACAUUGAUGUAAGCUGUUUAUGUGGUUAGUUCUGUGUGAUCAUAUUCAGUCAAGAGUUAUCAAACCUGUUUCAACAUUUAAAAUACUUAAAACACUUUGUGUUACAUUUUAUAUUAUUGUAAUUCAACUAUUUUCCCCCUACAUUUAUUUAGACUUAGCAUUUUUAUCUGCUUCUAUAUGGGAACAUUUUUGUUUGUGUUACUGUAUGUAUAGUUUUAUAUGCUUAUCUGUGGUUUGAUCUGGUUGGCUAUGUCUGUUUUCUGAGACAAAUUCAUAAUAAAUAUUUUCUUUUUUUUUUUACACAAUCAUAAGAUACAAAUAAUAAGCCCAGUCAUCUGCAGUUCAAUCACCUUUCCAUAAAGUUAAUUUUUUUGAUGAGUAUUUUGUCUUAGCCUCUUAUUGAAAUGUACUUAGCAUUUCGUAGAGCUAUUCUACAAGGACAUUUGUUACUAUAUGACAUCAACCAUAUAGAUGUGCUACCUUUAUAGACUUCCUCCCCCCCGCAAAGAACAAUCUACAAUUUUCCAACUAAGAAAAGGACACACACCACUAUUAAAUUACCACCUGAACAAAAUAAACUCCACACAACUCCCUCUUUGCAGACACUGCGCCCACCCCUUUGAAACCAUAAACCAUAUCCUCUUUGAAUGCCCCUCCCUAAUCCAACUUAGGCAGACCCUACUUCCAAUACAGCCCAACAUAACCAACACCCUGUACAGCAGUGAUGAACAACUGAAGAAAACAGCACACUUUUUUUCCAUGGCACAGUCUGCAAAAGAGCUCACAGCUCAGCAAAUCUGGCUAGAAGAAGAAUAGACUCAAAUUUUCAGUCUGAACAUGUGCUACCUCUAAUGACUGUAAAUUAUGAACAUAUCAAUCAGUGCCCAUUAAAUCAUUUUUGACAUAUUCAGAAACAUACAUACAAGUGUAGCAAAGAGCAUUUGAAAUAUAUAGACUACUUAGAUAAAAGGUAGCCUCCAUCUUAAAAAGGAAAAUUCGUUAUCAAAUACAGAGUAGCAUUUGUUAUGGUUACUAAGAUACUCAAACACAUAAUGAAAAAGAAAAUAUACCAAUAAUCUGUGUAGUCUAUAAGUUCAAUGUUUUAAAAUUUUUUCAAAACGGUUAUAAAAUAUGUAAAGGUCUUUGUGUCUUUGGUUUGAAAUGUCAUCAACCUAAAAGUACUUUCAUUUUCAUCAUUAAAUAAAACAUAAUAGAAAUAAUUGUGCAAAUAGAAUCUAGAAAGUAACUCCAAAUUCUGAAUUUUUAUAUUUUUUUUAGUUCUAGAAGACAAAGUAACUGAAGACAUAUUGAUUAAGCAACCUUUAUCUUUUUAUUAUAGCAUGUGUACACAUUAUUAACAUUUAUGCAAUGUAAUUUGAUCCGCUGUAUAAAUAUGCUUGACUUAUAAAGGGUGAAGGUCAUGAAUUUUGUUGUUUAUUUACACUAAAUAUUUUCCGUCCUUUUUGUUUUUUUACAUUGACUUCACAAAUGUAAUUUUUAUCGUCUUACUUUACAGUAAUUUUAUUUAUUUACUCUGUAGACAAUAAAUUUUGUUUACUAUUUAUUAUAGCUUAUACAAGCCUUUGUUUGUGUUCUUAUAUACUAACUAGCUGAUACCAUGACCUAUCUAGUAUGUAUUGAUUAUAUUGACAAGAACUUUUUUUAACAAAGCCAUUUCAAGUUUUGGGAAAAAAAUAUCCAUUAGCUUUUAUAAAGUAUUAUUUAUAUCAACCAUGUUUAAAAUUCAAAAACAUUUUUAUACACAGGGGCCAUACAAUGAAAUCACUAUUCAAUGUUGUUUUUUUUGAAAUAGCUAUAUAUAUUACUAAAUAUUACUACAUUUUAAACCUUAGAGAGAAAUGAAAAAAAAAAUGUAGAGCUGUGAAAGUUGACCAUUGUAGUCAUUUCUAUCUAUAAGAUAUCAAAGAUGGCUGUGAAGUCAGAUCUUUAAUUUCAACAGCUGAUUACAUUCAAGGUAUGAAUAGGUUAGGCCUAUUUCUGCUUUUGCUCUUAGUUUUUUUAACUAGAUUUUGUUUUUAUUUGCCAUUGGCUAUCCUAUACACCAUGAGGAGUGAUUAUUACUAAUUUUUCCCAUCCUGCUUCAUCAUUCCUAAUGCCUUACUGAAUUUGAAAAGUACUUAGUCCAAGUACAUGGUGUCUUGGACUGGUGACAAUGUUAAUGAAUAAAUUUAUGAAAAAAAAACAACAACCUUAUCUUUUAAAAAGAAUUCAAGUGAAGAACAGGUAGUGAAUGAAUGAGUCACAGACCUUGGCCGUUUAUAUGCAUAGUUUGGCUUAAAUAAAUUUAAAACAAAUUUAAAAAGUCUCAAAUUAUUUAUUCUUAGCCCAACACUAUCAACAUUUAAAAAAAAAAACAUAAAUUACAAUCAGACUGUUAAAAUAAUAGAAAAAAAUAUAAAAAAACAACAGGAAACCAAAUGGAUAAAAGAAUGAGGGAAUGGGAAGGCAGAGUGCAGCUGGUCAACUGAAGGUCCCAGUUAAUUAUUUUACAACAGGCAUAUUAAUACUGAACUUAAUAUGUGGUUUUUAAACAAUACAUACAAGUCUUUAUUUAAAAGUACGUACUACCAAAGUUUAAAAAGUCAAAAUAUUUUUAGAUGACCCAAUAUUUGGAAUAAUAUUCCUAUCUAAAGAGCAACAUACGUAUUAACCCGCAAAAGAGUCAGUGAUAUGUGGGUUGAAAAUAAUUUUAUGGAACAAUUUAACAGUAAAAUAUUAUUUUAUUAGUAAAAAGCACAAGAUAUGGAAAGAUAAAUACCAGUGCUACUGUAUUUCUUUUUCUUUUUAAAGUUUCGCAAGUAAAGUCACUUUGCGUCUAGUGUUUCUAGUGAAUAGUCAUAAGUUAAGAUAUACUUUGAUAUCUCGACUAUUUUUUUUUUGGUGUGGGUUUCAUUGCAAACUAUUGCCCAAAGAAAAUAAGCAAUGUAUUACUGCAAGCAACCAAUUCUAAAUUUCUAAUAAUAUAAGUGGACUGAGCUAAUCAUGGAUCCUAAGUGCUUUCUUUUAUAAAAGAAUGUGUGUGACCACUAAUUCCAAGGAUAGUUUAAUGAAUAAAGAAGAAUGAAGCACAAUAUUUAACAACAAAGACCCAGCUGUAAUGACACAUCUAAUGCAUUUAAUAACAAAGACCCAGCUGUAAUGACACAUCUAAUGCAGAUGAAUCCUCUGCUGAGGCUGAUAUAAAUUUUUGGUGCCUGCACCGAGUCUUACCAGUUACUUUUUUGGGGGGACAAAGUAACUGAUAUGUAGAUAACACAACAUAUGGCAUUGAAUUAUGUGGUUUAAAAUUAAAUGAAGGCCACAGCAAUACAUGCCCUGAGUAAUAUAAUGGUCAAAUAAAAGAAAUUUAACUGAAUAGAAUCAUAUAUUCUUUAAGGACUAAACAAGUUUUAAGUACAGCAAGCCAAUUUGGCAACCCUGAUGAAAGAAAAUAGAUAUUGCCAUUACAUUUUAUUCAACACAUUUUCUCAAUCUACAAUGUAAUACAAAAAGUCACAUUUUCAAAAAACAUUAGACUUGAUGUUAGUGAAACAAGAAAAUGUCAAUUUCCAUGUUUUCCGUUAAUCAUUUUUUAAUACCACAUGUGUCAUAAAAACAAAAGAUUUGCUGUACUAAAAGCUAGUAAAUGAAGUUGCAGUUUAUUACAUAAUCCAAAACAAACAUUUUGUGUUUUAAUGAAAUGAUGAUUUGACUGAAACAGUACUAACAGUAAAAAAAAAAAAUGUAGUAUCUUAUCUUAUCAAUUACAGCCAUUCCUUCAAAGAAGAUAAUAACAUUGAUGGUACUUGUAGAUUAUUUUCAAGAACAGGUUGACUGGAAAAAUUCAGAUAUUUGAGUGAAUACCACUGAAUAAGGUGAACUCAUUUAGUUUUUUAAUAAAAUGUAUGAAGGAUCCUAGGUAUCACAUUUAAAGACCCCAAAACAAACAGAGAUAAGAAACAGGGUUACUGCAGCGAUUGGACCCGAUGAUGACCUGCUAACUAUUGUUUAAAAAAGGCAAACUAAAAAUCUAUGGCCAUAUAACAAGGUCUUGAAGGCUCAAAAAGACCCUCCUACAGGGAAAAGUACCAGGGAAAAAAAAAAAAGAGGAGGCAGACAGAGAAAGCGUUAGGAAGACAACAUAAAAGAGUGUACAGGCCUGCCGCUGAAAGAGGUUCUAUCCAAGGCAAAAGACAGAGAGAGAUGGAGAGAGACAGUCGACAAAUCUUGCGUGGUGCCCCAACUGUCCAACAGACUAAGGGUGAAAAAGUAUGAAUGUCCAAUGUACUCAUUGUAAAUUUAAAAAAAAAAAAAAAGAACAUACAA